AACUAGAAAAGUCAAGGUCAGUUGGGAAUUAGAAUUCGCUUGUUUUGGUGGUAUUACAUCAUUUCGUUCAGUUUUCAAGACUGAAACUGAGGUUUACUGUGCACUUCUGCGGGAAUGGAUACACUUUUUCAGGCGAAACAAAAUCAGCUUUUGCUUCAAUCCCUGAAACAGGAUUGUGAACAAGCUUUAUCUGCCUUGAGGUUGCUAUGCAACUCGACUCAUAGUUGUUCGACUGUGAGUUCCAAUAUGAAUUCAGAAUGUCAGAAGUCACUUAAUGAAGAAAAAAUUCCGAUACUUGAAGCUACCUUAGAACAGAUUGAGAAGGGUUUAGAAGAUACAGAGGAUUUGUUUAUGCAUGUCAAACACAUUGAACAACUGGAAACAGAGUUAAUGACAAUGAGGUUACAUAGUCGACGGUUGUGCGAAGAAAAUCGUUGGUUACGAGAGACGCUAAAAUGCGCUCAAUCAAAACUGAAAGAAAGUGAAUUGUUACUUGCUCAGAGUGAGGCGGAAAAGGAACAGCUUAAAUUUAUGCUGGAUAUGAAGAGAUAUGAUGACGUAUCUUCUAACAAUUUCGAAAUCGAUCGAAAAGGUGACCCACCAAUAAUGAUGUCAUCUGUUCUCGGUCUAAUGAGUACAUCAAAUCAUACUAAUGUUUCUAAUCAAGUCGAUCGACCACUUAUGCAUAACAGAUUACAAAAGUCAAGUGCCACUAGUUUAUCAUCAUUUUCUACAUGCAAUCAGUUGGAAAUGAGUGGAUUUAUGAAUUCCAGUCUAUUGGAUACAGAUUUAGAUUCACUAUCAGACAAUCGUCGUGACAGUAAUGCUUUGCCCGGUAUGCGCGAGCAUCAGAAUUUUCAGUCAGGACUUAAGACAAUACAUCAUAUUGUUGCAAGAUAUAAAAGCCUAGGAAAAUAUGAUGUUGCAGCAUCUUUGUGCCUACAAAUUAUUCGAAACUUAGAAAAGUCUGGUGGUCGUGAUCAAGCUCAGAUUGCCACUCUUCUUGCUAUUUUAGCUGAAGUUUAUCGCGAACAAGGUAAAUACGAAGAUGCUUGUGAUCUCCUUAAACAGGCGGUAUGUAUACGGGAGAAGACUUUAGGGCCAAAUCAUAUGUUGAUAGCAUCUACCCUAAACAAUUUAGCUGUCCUACAAGCUAAACUUGGUCAAUACGCGGAAGCUGAACCAUUAUGUCGACGUGCACUUAGUAUACGUGAAAAUUUAUUUGGUGCAGAUCAUUUGGGUAUUACAAAUCAGCUGAACAAUUUGGCUCUGCUUUGUCAAAAUCAAGGCAAAUUUGAAGAGGUGGCAUCCAUAUAUCGGCGCAAUUUAGAUAUAUAUUCAAAACAUCAUAAACCGUCAUCACUGGUAAUGCGCAAAGCUAAACGAGACUUGGCUUCUGUUCUAUUGAAACUUGACAAUGUAAUAGAAGCUGAAUCUCUCCUGAAAGCAGUUUUAACACCAGAUCAAUAUAAUUCUUCACUGCAACCAAAAAACCAAGAGAACAGUUUAUCACAAUCAGAGAGUGUUGACCAAGAUUCUGCAAUUUAUUCUUUAUCCCCACUUAGUAACAGUGAUCGUGGUGUAUACAUAGAAGGUGUUUCACCAUGCAAUUCAACAGAACCAUCUAUCCUAAUGAAUUCAUCUGAACGACGAGUUGAACCUUUAUGGGUUAUCGUGGAACAGUAUGUUAAAGACAAUGAUAUCAGUCAGAAGUUUUCACUUGUUAAAUGGGCAUCAGAAGCAAAAAUAGAAUUAUCCGUUGUCUAUAGUGCAGUUCGGAAUUUGGCCAAUGUUUAUCAGAGGCAAGGAUUCUAUUCUUGUGCAAGUUUAUUGAGAGAAUGGCUUGAAAUGGAAUUACCUGAGCUUACGGAAUCCGCAUCACGUUCACAUCAUACGUCUAUGGUGUGACAGAAGUUUUUAAAAGUGUUUCAACUCUUCAUUAUAAUAAUAAAUUGUACACAUAUGAGGUAUGGAAUUUUUAGCUAUUGCUUUUUAUAUACAUACGCAGUCACUUUCUUUUUCCCUUACUCUCCUAUUCAUUAAUGCUAGUCGUUCAGUAUCUCUAAGUAUUAUUCACUUUGUGCCUAUCGAUUUUGUACAAUCUCUAAUAUGGAAGGAACAAUUGAUUAUAGACAGGUAGCCUUGAUUCUUUGGGUAUAACGCGUUAUCUUCAAGUAAAUAUGAGAUUCACCUCUGCCUUCAUAUAAUACUACUGUUUUGAUUUGUUUUUCUUAUAUCCCUCAUGUAGAUUUCAUUGUUCCACUAUUAUUCAUAUCGAUGGUGGAUAUUUACUAAUUAUUUUUUUCUGAAUGGCUAAAAUAAAAUCACCUAGAAUCUUGGCAGUUUCAUUGGCUGACUUGACUGUAUUUCCUUCUAAAUGCUUAGAUUUGUCUAUGUAGGCUGUUCAUCAAAGUUUUUCUAAGGUUGAUCUUGAUGUCUUUGCCAGUACUUACAGAAAGAUGACCAAUGUGAAACAGCA
Molecule: messenger RNA, 2479 nt
Organism: Trichobilharzia regenti
Lineage: Eukaryota; Metazoa; Platyhelminthes; Trematoda; Strigeidida; Schistosomatidae
Source: the annotation of a GenBank genome assembly